AUUGCUUUCUUACGUGAAAGUGAAAGCUAAAAAUUCAGAGGAAAGUCAAAGGACUUAUCAAUGGACUUGAAAAUGCUUUCAAGUAUAGUACCUACUUAUUGCAGAAUUAAGAGUUUCCUUGUUCGAGAUCGAGACAAGCAAUACGGCAAAUUCACUAUCACUAUAUUAACCUACUAUACUUUUCUCAACUUAGUGACUGACUAUAGCUUACACAUCUCUCCAAGAAUGCAAAAACGUUUUUCUCAACAGUCUCUGUCUGAAUAUGCUGGUAGGAACAUUCACAUUCUCAUUCUACAAUUAUUACAGCGUCUACUAUUGAAUUAUAGUCGUAUGGGAGAAAUAGUAUUUCUAUGCAGUCUUGUUUUUAUAAGUUUUAAUGAUUUAUGAUUCGAAUGGUGUAGUUUCUGAUGAAUCUCUUCCACAAGUGUCAGCCACGAGAAGGAUUUUGCUAUUGUUUGAAAAGUUCAAAUGAACCGAUUCCAUUUUAUGAUAAUCAUCACUGUCAGCUGCUCAUGGACAACAGGCAUGUCGAAACAGGUGAGAGACGACCACGAGACGGCGGCUGAUUCGUUGCCAGUUGCGCAUGCCCAGUUGGAUGAAAACAGAGGAGCCAUUCUGACGUCACUGCUGCUUGGUGCUCUGGCCGCUGCCAACCCUGCACUCACCAACACCCUGCUAAUCACCAACCCCUACCUGGCCGCCUACUUUGUGCCCCCUCUGGCAGGAGCCCCCCCGCCGGUCAGGGCCCCGUAUGCAGCCCCGCCAAUCUAUGGCUACACGGCCAUCAACCCCUUCCAGGACAGCUCUGCCUUCGGGUCCAGUUACAAGCGAGAGUUGAAACAGAAAUGACUUUUGGAAAUUCAAAAUUUGAAAAAUUUGUGAAGUUUUUUAAUCAAUUAAUAAACAUUUGGCAAUCAAGACCCAUUACUAGACUAUAAAUUGAAACAAUCAAGAUGUUUAGGGAUUGAGCAUGUUUUCUCUAUUCCAUAGAUGUAAAGUUUUAUUGAUAAAAUUAGUGAAGCACAGAUGACUUGAAGUUGCAAAUUUGAACAAUCAAUAAGUUAAGGGAUUGAGCCUAUUUUCUCUAUUUCAUAGUAGUAAAAUGUUAUCAAUGAAAUAAUUGGAAAAGAGAUAAUAAGUUGAAACAGACAGAUGACUUGAGAGUACCUAAUUCGAGCAAAAAAUAUAUUUAGGGCUAAAGCUGGUUUUCUCUGUCCUAUAUUUAAGAAUUUUCUGAAUAAACUUAUUGAAAUAGGAAUGAGUUGAAAGAGAGAUAACUUCAUGGAGAGUUAAAAAUUUUGAGCAAUAGCUCCAUGUUUGGAGCUAAAUACUGUUUAUUCUAUUGUCUCUUUUUCUUAUAUAGUUGUAAAACUUUUUCAAUGAA
Messenger RNA from Nilaparvata lugens (brown planthopper), 1384 nucleotides. RefSeq lists its product as uncharacterized. The transcript has 2 exons. The record is from RefSeq and is a predicted model, not a curated record. Bases 469 to 849 code for a protein of 126 amino acids. NCBI's taxonomy places the organism in Eukaryota, Metazoa, Arthropoda, Insecta, Hemiptera, Delphacidae.